AUGGUUUACAACGCCGUGCUAUUCAUUGUCUCGCAUCCAGGCACCUUCAAACAGGGCACGAGAAUCGCAGUGCGAUCGGUCUUUGAGGAGCGCUUUGUCGUGUCCACGAAGCAACGAAGCCAAUUGGAUCGUUGGAAAAAGGGGAAUACUACCAACUCGUCAAGCGACGAGAACACAACCGAGGAUGAAUCUGAUGAGCUAUAUCUUUCUAACGAGUCUUAG
Penicillium robsamsonii is the source of this 222-nucleotide messenger RNA. RefSeq lists its product as uncharacterized. The record is from RefSeq and is a predicted model, not a curated record. The transcript has a single exon. The coding region runs from base 1 to 222 and encodes 73 amino acids. Lineage: Eukaryota; Fungi; Ascomycota; Eurotiomycetes; Eurotiales; Aspergillaceae.